Alligator sinensis (Chinese alligator) is the source of this 1077-nucleotide messenger RNA. It is a transcript of the gene EIF2B4, whose product is annotated as eukaryotic translation initiation factor 2B subunit delta. Lineage: Eukaryota; Metazoa; Chordata; Crocodylia; Alligatoridae. The record is from RefSeq and is a predicted model, not a curated record.
GCAGGUCCUGAUGCGGCAGGACUACGGCCCCAAGGUCAACCUCUUCUCCCACCUGCACCAGUACAGCCGGAAGAAGCCGCUGACGCAGGAGAUGAGCAUCCCCUCCACAGUCAUCCACCCGGCAGUGGUGCGCCUCGGCUUGCAGUACUCCAGUGGCCUCAUCAACGGCUCCAACACCCGCUGCAUCGCCCUCCUGCAGGCCUUCAAGCAGGUGAUCCGGGACUACUCGACGCCGCCCAACGAGGAGCUCUCGCGGGACCUGGUGGCCAAGCUGAAGCCGUACAUCAGCUUCCUGAACCAGUGCCGGCCACUGUCUGCCAGCAUGGGCAAUGCCAUCAAGCACCUCAAGAAGGAGAUCUCAGGUCUGCCAAGUACCAAGAAGGAGGAGGAGGCGAAGAAGAAGCUGCAGGACUUUAUCGACCAGUUUGUGCGAGAGAGGAUCUCCCUGGCCGCGGAGGCUAUCUCCAAGUAUGCCCUUGAGAAGAUCAAUGACAACGACGUCAUCCUGGUGUAUGGAUGCUCCUCCCUCGUGAAACGCAUGCUGUGUGACGCCUAUGACAAGGGCCGUGUCUUCCGCGUUAUUGUGGUGGACAGCCGGCCACGGCUGGAGGGCCGGGAUAUGCUGCGGCAGCUGGUGCGCCAGGGCAUCCACUGCACCUAUGUCCUCAUCAGCGCCAUCUCCUAUGUGCUACCUGAGGUCUCCAAGGUGCUGCUGGGCGCCCAUGCGCUCCUGGCCAAUGGAUCCGUCAUGUCACGGGUGGGGACAUCGCAGAUCGCACUCAUGGCCCAGGCCUAUAAUGUGCCAGUGCUGGUGUGCUGCGAGACCUACAAGUUCUGCGAGCGAGUGCAGACGGACUCCUUUGUCUCCAAUGAGCUAGAUGACCCAGAUGAGCUGGCAGCACAGUGUGCAGGGGUGCUAGGCAGCUGGCAGGAGCCGCUCCUGAACCUGGUGUAUGACGCAACGCCGCCGGGGCUGGUGGCGCUGGUGAUCACGGAGCUAGGCCCGCUGCCCUGCAGCUCUGUGCCCGUCGUGCUGCGUGUCAAGAAUGUGGAGUAGCAAUAAACACGUCACGUGCC